Molecule: messenger RNA, 705 nt
Organism: Rattus rattus (black rat)
Lineage: Eukaryota; Metazoa; Chordata; Mammalia; Rodentia; Muridae
Product: protein FRG2-like
Exons: 4
Coding region: 1-705 (234 amino acids)
Source: RefSeq, a predicted model, not a curated record
AUGGAUUCAGGAACCUCCCAUCCAGACCCUUCUUGUCAAACACUGGACCCCCCUACUGGGCCACAGAGCACCAUUGAUGAAAGGACAUCAGAAUCAGAACCAAAUAAAAAUGAGCGGACCCCCAGUCAAUCAGACAGCAAUUCCAGUAACCACACCGAAGAAUCAGCUCAGAAGGUGGAAGCACCCAGGAAGAGGAAACACUCUUCCAGGGACUCCAGCCAGGUCAGGACAGGUAACGAGGGCAGCUCCCACGGGAAAAAGAGACACAAGACUUCGGAAACAAAGGCUGAGCCAAAAGCCAAUGGACACCAAGAUGGAUUAUCCCAUCGCCCUCAGCACACAGACCCAUUACCAAUUCGGAAGAACCUGGUGAGCUUUCUGCGGGAGAAGUCUGAGGAGAUUUAUAGAGACACAGUCCAGAUGCAGGCCCAGCAGCAUGGUUCCCUGCUCAGCCCUGAGCAGCUCUCUCAGCUCAGCCAGCUCUCAGGUUCUCUGACUGCCGUGGUGCACAGGUUCUACAGCAUGGCCACCCAGGCAGGCUUUGCCUUCCCUGCUGAGGGCUGGCUUGUCCCAGGCACCAUGCCUGCCCCUCAGGAGCUGUCUGGCAAGGAACCUCAGAGUCCUUUGGUGGAGGGAGGAGAGAAGACCACAGACUCUGCCAGCCCAUCAAGUCCUGACAAGACAAGUCCUGAGCCAAGACCAUGA